CCGCCCAUUCACCGGCCACUGCUUGGCAUCAGUCAUCAGAGCUGUAAGAAAUACAACCACCAAAGAAAAUCUCAUUUCUCUCUCUAUUUCUAUAUGUGUUCUCUUUCUCUCUCUAUUUCUUGCUUUCUUUAAUUUCUCUCUAUAUCUCUCUACGUCGGAGGUGAUUGUGUCGGAUUCCUCCCAUCUGCGCCAGAAACAUCACUGUUUUCGUCUCUCUCUAACCACAUGAUCUCUCUACAGUGACGAUUAGAAAGACUGUUCCUUUCUUUUUUACUAUCUUUUUAGUUGAAGGGAGAGGUUAUAGAGAGUGAGUGAUGGCUGAGGGAUUUGAGCCAUAUCAUGUCCCACAACAAAGCCGAAGAGAUAAGCUGAGAGUCCUGGUUCAGAGCCACCCAGAGUGCGUGGAUAAUCUCCAUGGCUGCGCAGGUUUGGCCCCUCUUUAUGAUCCACCUGUCAUCCCUUCAGAUUUGCUAACCUGCGCCACACUCCAUGGCCACCACCCACUUCUCUCUGAUCACAAUAAGCACCACCACACUGGUAAAGGUGCGAGCUUGAUGAGUGGCGCCACUAAUUUCUCCCCGCCCACUAUGUAUAUGGAUCCGCAAUCUUCUGUUCCUCUCCACUUAAAUCAAGAAAUCACCAGAAACCCGUUUCUCUACGCCGCCCCUCCGCACAACCUUAGGUUUCAUGAUAAUAAUUCUUUCCAUGGUGGGGAGGUUACCGUGGUGUACAAACCGGAGCCUUUGUCAGUGACGCCAGGUGCUCACGAGGCUACCACUCCUACUAUAAGAGGUCAAGGUUUAUCUUUGACUUUGUCCUCACAUCACACUCACCAACACCAAAGCGCCAGUCUUCCUCUGGAGCUCAAUCUGCAAAGAUAUGACGCCUCAAUGACCUCUGGGCUUCUGGUUUCUAGCAUUCAUGGUGAUGGCGUGGGCAGUAACUGCUCCACUUACAAUAAUCAUGAUGCUGACCAGCUGUCACGGACCUGUUCUGGGGUGCCUGGGCCCUUCACAGGCUACGCCUCAAUCUUGAAGGGUUCUAGAUUCUUGAAGCCUGCUCAGCAGUUGUUGGAGGAGGUUUGUGAUGUGGUUAGGGGUGUUUAUGCUGAGAAGCUGGAAGCUGAUUCAGCUUUGAUGGACCCUUCCAUGGAAACUCUGGUUGAUGAUUCUCCAAAUUCUAAUGAUGGAGGUGAGCACAGGAGGAAGAAAUCCAGGUUAAUUUCAAUGCUAGAUGAGGUUUACAGGAGGUAUAAGCAGUACUACCAACAGCUGCAAGCAGUUGUUGCGUCUUUUGAAUCCGUUGCUGGACUAAACAAUGCAGCACCCUUUGCAAACUUAGCACUGAAAGCCAUGUCGAAGCAUUUCAGAUGCUUGAAAGACGCCAUAACUGAGCAGCUGCAGUUUAUAGGCAAAUCGCAAGGCCAUAUGAAUUACGAGGGAGAAGCCUCUCCCAGCUCUGAAAAUCUGGGGAAAGGACUUUAUUUCCAAAGCACAGCUAUUCGUAACGCUGGGUUAAUGGAACAUCAGCCUGUCUGGCGUCCCCAACGGGGGUUACCAGAACGUGCAGUCACCGUGCUCAGGGCAUGGUUGUUUGAUCACUUUCUCCACCCUUAUCCCACAGACACAGACAAGAUAAUGUUGGCUAAACAGACAGGUCUCUCGAGAAAUCAGGUGUCUAACUGGUUCAUCAAUGCAAGGGUUAGACUAUGGAAGCCAAUGGUGGAAGAGAUUCACAAUCUGGAAACGCGGCAAGCGCAAAAGAAUUCACAAACCAAAGAACAGAAUCAAAACAAUCCAAGCGAGCAUUUAAGCAUGAGGAAUUCUGUGGCCUGUGAAGAUGCAUCGGCGUCCAUGCACCAAAUUCAAGAACUUCCGACAAAGCGAACACGGAACGAGGCUGAGAAUUUCAUGGGGGGCGAUGAGGCGGCGAUGGAUCUAUCGUACGGCAAUUUGUCGCACCACUCUCGCCUGGGAAUCGGCGCCGCCGCCGGCGGAAGCAGCAGCGUCUCCUUAACCCUGGGCCUUCACCAAAACAACGAGCUUGGUUUGUCGGAUUCCUUCCCGGUGAACGCCGCCCAGCGCUUCGGGCUGGAUGCAAGCAGCGAAGGAUUUGUACUGUCUGGGUUCGAAGCGCAAAACACGCAAUUCGGAAGAGACAUCAUCGGAGGAUAACCAUAAUGUUUUGCUUGCCGCCCGCCAUGGGUCAGCCAUGAAUUUGCUAUAGAAACUAGAUUAGGCUUCAAUUUCAUAUUUUAUGAUGAUGAUCAAGCAUAUUAUCCAAAACUGACUGGCCUUUCUGAGAUUGCAGCUUUCUGAUAAAAAAAAAAAAAAAAAAAAAAAAAGGGAUGUUAGUUCUGCUGUGAUGAAUAACAGCCAUAAAUAUGUCCACCCAAAAUGAUUGCUUGCUUUUAUUCAAUGAUGUAUCUUUGCAGCAAUGAAUAUAUAGCUGCUCAAUUUUUUGCCCAGACAAGGUAUGUAAUCCUAGGCAAAGUGUCCAAAAGAGUGGGUUGAAAUUAUGAACUCUUAAAACCUUUUUAA
This is a messenger RNA of Ipomoea nil (Japanese morning glory), 2540 nucleotides long. Its product is annotated as BEL1-like homeodomain protein 9. The record is from RefSeq and is a predicted model, not a curated record. NCBI's taxonomy places the organism in Eukaryota, Viridiplantae, Streptophyta, Magnoliopsida, Solanales, Convolvulaceae. The transcript is spliced from 4 exons. Gene Ontology annotation, biological process: regulation of transcription by RNA polymerase II. The coding region runs from base 315 to 2174 and encodes 619 amino acids. Gene Ontology annotation, molecular function: RNA polymerase II cis-regulatory region sequence-specific DNA binding; DNA-binding transcription factor activity, RNA polymerase II-specific.